AUGAGUGACGUCAUUUGGAGGCCUGGGGAUCAGAAACCACGACCACCCCUGCUAGGAGGUGACGUGUACAGACCAGAUAUACUACAAAUCAUCGAGAAGACUAUCGACGAGCUCAGUCCGGCGCUCCGGGAACUCAGUCAAGACAUCCUUGAUCACCCCGAACUGAAGUUCGAAGAAAGACACGCCCAUGAUGUGUGCACCGCGUUUGUGGAGAAACAAGGCUUCGUGGUUCAAAGACAUUACUUGCUAGAAACGGCUUGGGUCGCGACGUAUUCACAUGGUCAAGGCGGCCCCGUCCUCGGUGCAAACUCUGAAAUGGACGCUCUCCCUGGGAUCGGACAUGCAUGUGGACACAAUCUCAUUGGCAUCGCAGGAGUGGCCAUCGCUUGCGCUGCGAAAGCCGCGAUGGAGAAACUGGGCAUUGACAGGAAAGUCAUUUUGUUGGGAACGCCUGGGGGGGAGGGAGGACAUGGCAAAGUCAAGUUAUGGGAGAAGGGGGCAUAUAAAGAAAUGGAUGUCUGUCUCAUGUGCCAUCCAGCUCCGGGUCCACCGCACUCUGUCAGCUUGAGUAGUUGCUUAGCGGUAGUCCCUUUGCAGGUUGACUUCAUUGGCCAUACUGCACACGCAGGCUUGAGCCCCUGGGAAGGUCAAAACGCGCUGGAUGCUGCUGUCCUUGCCUAUACCAGCAUCGGCCUUCUCCGCCAGCAGACGAAGCCAACGCAUCGGAUUCAUGGCAUUUUCCAAGGGAAGGAUUGGGCACCGAAUAUACGUGCUCCGCGAGUCCAGCAAGCGUUCAUCCUGAUCUACGUCGGCCAAAAGUUGGCUAUGUACGCGCACCAACGACAAAGGAAGCUCUCGAGACUGCAGAGCGAGUCAAAGCUUGCUUUCAGUAUGUACAAAUUACUCCUCGCUAAUCGAUUGUCGUCCAUAACACCAAGUUUCCAGAGCCGCAGCCGUGGCUACCGGAUGCAAAGUGACAAUUGCCAAAGGAUCUGUUGGCAACGAGCUGGUCCAAAAUUCGGUGCUCGGCAUGUUGCAUUAUCCCAUAAGCUGUGCAACGGGCUCAAUGCGAGCAUUAUUCUAGGCGCGGAACUCACAGAUGUCAUUUGCAAAAACUACGGGACGGUCGAUUAUGAGUGGGGUAUUUCGAGCGCAUCAACAGAUUUUGUCAGUGAUUCUCACCUCUGCCGACCUGCCCUAACUGAUGCCAUGCUCGUAAUGCCUGGACUUCACCCGGGGUUCUCUAUACCAACCGUGCCAAAUGGAGGGAAUCAUACACCCGCAUUCACGGAAGCUGCGGGGACGAUCGAAGCUCACGAGGCAUGUCUUGACGUAUCCAAGGCACUGGCCGCCGUUGGUAUGCGCGUGUUAACAGACGAUACGUUCCUGUCGAAUGCAAGUCUGACGUGCUCAUGA
Molecule: messenger RNA, 1416 nt
Organism: Pisolithus orientalis
Lineage: Eukaryota; Fungi; Basidiomycota; Agaricomycetes; Boletales; Pisolithaceae
Exons: 9
Coding region: 1-1416 (471 amino acids)
Molecular function (GO): dipeptidase activity
Source: RefSeq, a predicted model, not a curated record